This is a messenger RNA of Helianthus annuus (common sunflower), 558 nucleotides long. RefSeq names its product nonsense-mediated mRNA decay protein 2-like. The transcript has a single exon. NCBI's taxonomy places the organism in Eukaryota, Viridiplantae, Streptophyta, Magnoliopsida, Asterales, Asteraceae. The record is from RefSeq and is a predicted model, not a curated record. The coding region runs from base 1 to 558 and encodes 185 amino acids.
AUGAUGAACAAAGUGAUAGAAAGUAUGCUUGGGAAGUCAAUAGAGCAAAGAUUUGAAGAAAUUCAAGUUGAAGAGGUUAGGGCUAAGCGCCAAGCUGAACUUGAAGCUCUAAUGAGAGAUAAAGGCAAGAGUGCUGUAGGCAGUGUUGCAGUAGCUGAAAGAUCGAUUGUUCCAUCAUUAGUUGUUGAAAAUCCUGUUCCUAUAUCUUCCGUGUCAGCAAUCUUUGAAGAAAAUGUAUCACUUGAAGAUCUUGCUGGGGAUGACGAUGAUGAAGAUGAUGAGGAGGAUGAUGAUGAAGGGGAUGAUGAUGAAGGAGAGGAUGAUGAUGAAGGAGAGGAUGAUGAUGAAGAAGAGAAAGUAUUUUUUGCGAGUAGUCAUGGUUCUGGUGAUGACAAUGAUGAUGAUGAUAAUCAGGGAGGUGCUGGUAUCACUGUGACCGAAGCUUCCAAAGAUCAAAAUGUUGAUGAUUUAAUGAAAGAUGAUGCUAAUGAAGAAAGGGAGCUGAUGGAGAGGGGGAGCAUGUUGAUGAUCAAAACGCUGAUCAAGCUGAAAAGUUGA